This is a messenger RNA of Hippoglossus stenolepis (Pacific halibut), 1948 nucleotides long. It is a transcript of the gene uap1l1, whose product is annotated as UDP-N-acetylglucosamine pyrophosphorylase 1, like 1. Gene Ontology annotation, molecular function: UDP-N-acetylglucosamine diphosphorylase activity. Gene Ontology annotation, biological process: UDP-N-acetylglucosamine biosynthetic process. The record is from RefSeq and is a predicted model, not a curated record. Bases 292 to 1794 code for a protein of 500 amino acids. NCBI's taxonomy places the organism in Eukaryota, Metazoa, Chordata, Actinopteri, Pleuronectiformes, Pleuronectidae. The transcript has 9 exons.
CACAUGUGAACUUUGGAUUCUCAGACUGAGUUGAGUUUUUACCGGGACGCUCUGACGUUGCUCUGCGGGCUCUGGACGUCUGGUCCCCGGGGUGAACAGUCUGAUACUCGGCCUCCUGUUCCAACCUGCAGCUGCUCCAGGAUUUCCGGGUAAAUCCUCCACAUCAGAUCCGUGUGUGGAGCCUCAGCUGCGGUCACGAGUCUCUCACAACACGCGCUCACUUCCUGCAGCUCCGCCCCGGACAGAGAGGUCUGCUCUCCCGGUGAAAGCUGCUCGGCUCCGGGACUCGGCAUGUCUUCUCUGGAGGUGGUGCAGCGGGGCCUGGAGCUCGCAGGGCAGCGUCACGUCCUUCAGUUCUGGCCGGAGCUGGAUGAGGAGGAGAGGGAGCGGUUCCUCCAGGAGCUGGCUCUGCUGGACCUGGACGGGCUGCGGGCUCACUGUGAGCGGGCUGCGGCCGCUGCUGCGUCUCCUCCGGCCAGCGUGGACCGACACAUCGAGCCGGUUCCUCCGGAGCUCAUCGGCAGUGUGAAGAAAAGUGACCGGGAGAGUCUGUCCGCCUGGGGGGAGGAAGGGCUGCUGCAGAUCUCACAGAAUCGAGUCGGGGUCCUGCUCCUGGCCGGAGGUCAGGGGACCCGGCUCGGGGUCCAGUAUCCCAAAGGGAUGUAUAACGUCGGGCUGCCGAGCAACAAAACCUUGUACCAGAUCCAGGCAGAGCGAAUUCACAAAAUCCAGGAGCUGGCAGAUGUUAAGCGUGGAUCAAAAUGCUCAGUACCGUGGUACAUAAUGACCAGUGAGUUCACUCUGGCUCCCACUCAGAAGUUCUUCAAGGAGAACAACUACUUCGGUCUGGAGCCGUCAAACGUCAUCCUGUUCGAGCAGAGGAUGAUUCCAGCCGUGACCCUAGAUGGAAAGGUCAUCCUGCAGGGGAAAGGGAAGAUCGCCAUGGCGCCAGAUGGUAACGGCGGGCUGUACCAGGCGCUGGUGGACAAUAAGGUUCUGGAGGACAUGAAGAGGAGGGGGGUGGAAUACCUGCACGUGUACUGUGUGGACAACAUCCUGGUCAAGAUGGCCGACCCCCUGUUCAUCGGGUUCUGCGUGAGCAAAGGGGCCGACUGCGGCGCCAAGGUGGUGGAGAAGGCGUACCCCACAGAGCCAGUGGGCGUGGUCUGCAGGGUGCAGGGCGUGUCCCAGGUGGUGGAAUACAGCGAGAUCCAACCAGACACGGCCGAACUGCGAGGACCUGGAGGAGAGCUGGUCUACAGCGCAGGAAACAUCUGCAUCCACUUCUUCACCAGAGCGUUCCUGCAGGAAGUGGCAGAGAAAUUUGAAAGUCAACUCAAGCAACACGUUGCGAUGAAGAAGGUUCCCUUCGUGGACUCGGAGGGGAAUCAGGUCAAACCCACCAAACCCAACGGGAUAAAGAUGGAGAAGUUUGUUUUUGACGUCUUUCCCUUCUCCAGGAACUUCGUUGCCUUUGAGGUUGUAAGAGAAGAAGAGUUUUCUCCUCUGAAAAAUGCCGACGGUGCAGCGACCGACAACCCGACCACGGCCAGGAACUCUCUGCUGGCUCAGCACUGCCGCUGGGCCGCAGCCGCUGGAGCGACGCUGCUGGACCAACACGGGAAACCACUUCCUCCUGCAGCCAGUGUAUCACCAGCAGACGCUCCUCCAGCUCAGUGUGAGAUUUCUCCGCUGGUCUCUUAUUUUGGAGAGGGUCUCGAUCUGAUGCUGAAAGGAAAGAAACUGGCAACUCCUCUGAACCUGGAUGAAACAAAGGCCAAAGAUCUUCAGUGAUGAAUCAUCUCUUAAUGUGAAAAUCAAACCUCCAUCUCUCAUAGUUCUCACUUUUUUAAGAGCUACAAAUAAAUGUGAUCAUUUCAAAUCUAAGAAUGGAAUUUAAAUAAACAUUUUUUUUACAUCUAAUAAAAAAUGUGUUCUAAAAAGCAAA